CAGCAAUUGAAUGAAAUUUACCUUUAGUAAGUAGCACUUCACCAUAACGUUAUUGAACUAGUUUAUCUACAAAGGUGCCCGUAUCUGUAUUUCUAGAAAAAAAAAACAAUCGUGUUUCGCAAAGAUAUUUUGGACAUUCUUAUAAUAUGAAUUCAGUGCACCGAAUGGCAUCGAAAGUGAAAAAGUAGAUACACGCCAUGGAAUAACUGCAUCAACUGUGAACGAUUCUGCCCUUGUCAGCCAAUGGACUGCCGACUCGAAAACUACCAAAAUAAAUCUACUAGCAUCAGCAGAUGCGUGAAGAGUGCGAAAUGAUGAGCAGGAAUUUGAGCAACACCUGAGAGCAGCACCCGGCGCAUUGCACACUCGUAUGGAGACCAACGUUUCGCGCAUAGUGCUUACAAAUGAUUCUUCUUACAAUGCUACUAUAGUUACUAAUGCAUCUGGUUAUAAUUUGGUUGAAAGCAUUGCGAUGUGUCUUAUUUUGGGCGGGAUUAUUAUUACAACGAUCAUAGGAAACAUUUUAGUCUGCGUCUGUAUAUUUCUCGUGAGGAAACUCCGAAGACCUUGCAACUAUCUUCUAGUUAGCUUAGCUGUGAGUGACCUUUGUGUAGCUAUCUUAGUUAUGCCCAUGGCAUUAAUUUACGAGAUUAAGGGAAAGUGGAUUUUCGGAGAGAUCGCUUGCAACCUUUGGGUAAGCUUGGAUGUACUGAGUUGCACAUCCUCGAUUCUCAACCUGUGCAUGAUCUCUGUGGAUCGAUACUACGCGAUUACUAAACCGCUUGAAUACGGCGUAAAACGAACUCCGCGUAGGAUGAUCGUGUGGAUAGUACUCGUGUGGUGUUUGGCAGCGAUGAUCUCACUACCCCCUUUGCUCAUCAUUGGAAACGAACACACGCAGAAAGAAGAGGGAGGCGAGAUCAUCAACAACGUGUGUCUGGUGUCCCAGGACAUUGGUUACCAAGUGUAUGCGACCAUGUGCAGUUUCUACAUCCCGCUCACUGUAAUGAUCCUUGUCUAUUACAAGAUAUUCCGGGCGGCACGACGAAUAGUGAAUGAGGAGAGACGCGCACAAAGUCACCUGGAACCGCACUGUUACUUAGAGAUAAGCGUUAAGAAUGGAGAAGGGCCGCCACAGAAUAAGAUCUCUAGCCAAUCGCCAGCAAAUGCAUCAAAAGUCAACCAUAGGUCCAGUUCUGCCAGUACAAAUACUGUGUGUAGCCUAGAUCCCAACUUGGGCCGGUGCUACAAGUCGCGACACAGCAACGAAUCGCAAUGCCCGAUGUUGUCCUCUAUCAGCAAGCCAGUUUUGAGAAUGAAGAAUCCAAAGGCCAGCCUGCUCUCUGCAGUAGUCAAGGCAUCGCCAUCGACUAACUCUCAUCAAAAGAAGCUGCGCUUUCAGUUAGCUAAGGAACGCAAAGCCAGCACUACCUUAGGAAUUAUUAUGAGCGCCUUCAUCUUUUGUUGGCUCCCGUUUUUCGUUUUGGCGCUUAUCAGACCAUUUUUGGAUGAAACCACUAGCGUGCUGAAUACUUUAGGUAGCCUAUUCCUUUGGCUGGGCUACACCAACAGCCUAUUCAACCCGAUCAUAUACGCUACAUUGAACAGAGACUUCCGCAAACCCUUCAAGGCUAUUCUGUACUUCCGUUGCGGCAGUCUCAAUCACAUGAUGCGCGAGGACUUCUACCAUAGUCAAUACGGUGAUCCAGAGCAGCACGUUACCAGGUACCAAAUGGACUACGAUGAAGGAGUUGAAUACAUUGAGGCUGAAGGCGAAGAAAUCAAAAUGUCGGAGACUGAUGCUGCUGCACACGAAUCAUUUUUGUGAUUAUCGACUUUGACUCCGGUUGUGAACAUUUCUGCAACAAAUCCACCUGACAAGAACUAGACUUAAUUUUCUCAAGACCCAGUAUUUUUGGUGUACCUAAACCUACAAAAAUCCUAAAAAUAUUUAAACAAAUUUUAUACUUCUAAGGGUAAGACAAUCGACUUUUUUAGAGCUAAAUAUUGUAUAUAUUAAUUGAAUACACACUUCUAGUCAUAUUAUGUGA
Molecule: messenger RNA, 2051 nt
Organism: Ceutorhynchus assimilis (cabbage seed weevil)
Lineage: Eukaryota; Metazoa; Arthropoda; Insecta; Coleoptera; Curculionidae
Source: the annotation of a GenBank genome assembly